AUGCCUGCACCUCUCCUCCACCCUGUUCUCGAGCCAUAUCCCCGAACCUCUCUGCCCUUGCUGCUGCUCCUGCCGCCGCCGCCGCUGCUGCUGCUGCCACUGCUGCCAUCUGCUGCUGCCUCUGCGGCCACCACCACCACCUCCUCCUCCUCCUCCUCCAACCACCUCCUCCUCCAACCACCUCCUCCUCCACCCUCUCCAAUUCCACCCCCUCUCCCACUUCCCGGCGCCCCAUGCUGCUCACACUGCUGUCCCUUCUGCGAGUGCGCUGCAUGCGACACUGACGCCGAGGUCUGCCAGCCCCUGCGUCUGCGCCUGCUCCGAACCACCCUCUCCGUCUCCUACCACCACUACUACUACCGCUACCACCACUACCACUGCCGCUACUACCGCCAUCACCACCGCCGCCAUCACUGCUACCGCCGCCCACCCUCGUUUCCACGCCCCCCAGACGGCGCUCCUCGUCGGGCCCUCCUGUAA
Molecule: messenger RNA, 480 nt
Organism: Exserohilum turcica Et28A
Lineage: Eukaryota; Fungi; Ascomycota; Dothideomycetes; Pleosporales; Pleosporaceae
Exons: 1
Coding region: 1-480 (159 amino acids)
Source: RefSeq, a predicted model, not a curated record